Messenger RNA from Erythranthe guttata (spotted monkey flower), 1707 nucleotides. The record is from RefSeq and is a predicted model, not a curated record. Lineage: Eukaryota; Viridiplantae; Streptophyta; Magnoliopsida; Lamiales; Phrymaceae.
AAAAAGUUAAAGGACUAUACUGUAAAUAACUAAUCGUGUACACAUCAUUUAUUUUUAAUUGUCCUUUAUUCUCAAAUUGAAAUUCUCAGUAAUUUCAAGUAAUUAUGAAAGCCCAACCGAUAGUGGGCCUUAUCCUUCAAUCCCCUUCCAAUUUUUCUUUUUCUAAAAACAAAAAUUAAAAUUAAGAGAGAGAAAAACGGAAAAAAAAAAUAGCUGACCGUUACGCAGGCAAAAAGUUAUGGAGACGACGGCUUCGGCCGGCGCCGCUCCGGUGAAGAAGCGGCGACGGGCCCCGAAAACCACCGUAGAGGCACUCGGAAACGAUGUUCUUAGCAUGAUUUUCACUUUUCUCGACCUUGUCCACCUUAUUCGCUGCUCCGCCGUCUGCAAAUCAUGGAGCACAGUGAUUCGUAAACUGAAGUUAUUGCAAAUACAGUAUCACAAGCAACAACAUGCAGAAUCUGGUAGUGUUUCUGACGUGUCGAAUUUGUCGGAAACAUCGAUAAAUAGACAGAUGGAGCAGCUAGCUAUGGAUCGACAAAGAUUGUCGUUACAAGAAGGUCCGGUUGAUGUUUUCAAGUGGAAAGCUCACUCGGUAGGGUUUAGCAAAUGCAGAAUGAAGAUGGGUUUGAUUCUCACUGGCGUCGGAGAUAAGGUGAUGCGUCUAUGGUCUGCAGAGAGCUGCAAAGCGUUGGAUGAAUAUCGGUUACCUGAUAAAGCACCGCUAAUUGAUUUUGACUUUGACGAGGGAAAGGUUGUUGGUCUUGUGGGGACUCGUGUAUGUAUAUGGAGGCGCGUUGGGACAAGAGAUCUGUUCUGUUCACGCGAAGGCUUGUUUACGAGGGGAUUGUGUAUGCGUUAUGUCGACCCACAUGCAGUGAUUGGGUGCGAGGAUGGAAAAGUACGUGUAUUUGACAUGUAUAGCAGAAAGAUUUCACAAAUAAUCAAGAUGCAUCCAGGUGCGGUAUCAUCUUUAUCUUUCACCGACGAGCAAUUGAUAGUCAGCGGUUCAUCUCUUGGUAGCAUUUCGAUAUCGGAUCUUUCAUCAGAUCAACACGUUGCUACCUUGGAGACAACUGGUUCUUCAGGCAUAAAGACUUUGUGUUUGAGCCCAAGCUAUUCAGUAUUUGCUGGAUCAAGUGCAGGCUAUGCAUCUUGUUGGGACUUAAGAACAUUGAGAAGAAUAUGGGAAACACGAGUUAGUUCAAACGUGCUUUACUCCAUGCACCACUUGAACAACGAUAAAUCGACAUUAGUUGUCGGUGGGAUAGAUGGCAUAUUAAGAAUCGUCGAUCAGAAUAAUGGCCAAGUAAUUUCCAGGUGCAUCUUGGAAGAAAAUCGGAACAUAUCAAAUCGUCGUCCGACAGAUAAUAAUAAUAAUAAGAAGGGAUUAUUAGUUGAAAGAAAGAAAGGGAUUAGGCUAUCGGAAGAUGAAAGGAUCGAUCUAAUGCCGAAUCUACCUCCGAUACAGUGUUUGGCUGUUGGAAUGCAGAAAGUUGUUACUGCACACAAUGACACCGACAUCAGAGUCUGGAAGUUCAGUAGUUAAAUGACAUUAUGUAGUGUUUUUGUUUCGAUGUGUCGAUGGUUCGUUGUUACUAUUUAUAGUGUUCUUUUUUAUGCGAUGCGUAUACUUCGUAGACCUUGCUGGGUGGGCCCUGGUGUUCGCCACAUGUUAUUUCGUUCGCUUUAUUACUUUUACAUUCA